Molecule: messenger RNA, 5218 nt
Organism: Pseudonaja textilis
Lineage: Eukaryota; Metazoa; Chordata; Lepidosauria; Squamata; Elapidae
Source: RefSeq, a predicted model, not a curated record
CUACUUUCCAGUUUCCUGGAAUACCAGUUUUACAGAAGGUCACAAGAGCCACAGUUGGCAGUUCUGCUUAAUUUCUGUAUUCUAGGGAGUAAUUCACCUGGUUCUGGAAAGCUGAAAUUUGUUAAAUUAACUCAGUGUUCUUUUGUGUACCUUGAAUUGCAACUCCCUCUUUCCAUUUGUGGUACAAUAACAGUGGCCAGUUAGGCCUUUGUUUUCCUUCUGAGAGAUGCGAAAUGUAAAAGAUGAGAUAAAAAGUUUCAGUCUCUGCUUCCCUGGAAUACUUCCUGUUCUUUUGCCUAGCAAGAUGGAACUUCCUCAGGUGGCAUUUGAAGAGGUUGCUGUGUAUUUCACAGAUCAGGAGUGGGCCUUGCUAAAUGUUGGUGACAAAGUCCUCUACAAGGAUGUCAUGCAGGAGAAUUUUGAACACGUGAUGUCAUUGGGCAUCCUUCUUGCUCUGAAAGAAAGCAAAAUCGCGCCUUGUCUACUUUUGGUAACACCCUAUUCUAGCUCUCUGGCUUUUCACCAGGUCUCAUUUGAGGAGGUGGCCAUGCAUUUUUCUGAGCAAGAGUGGGCAUUGCUGAAUGUGAACGAAAAAGCCCUCUACAAGGAUGUUAUGCAGGAAAACUAUAAGCAUAUAUUGUCCCUGGGCUUCCCAAUUGCUCAGCCUGUAAUGGCUUCCCAUACAGAGCAAAGGGACGGGCUGUGGAAGUCAGACUUUCAGGACUAUUGGAAGAGCCAGUCCUUGACAAAAUUCAUUCCAGGAGACAUUUCUCCACCAGGAAGCCCCACCGCCACAACACCAUUUGGAAGAUUGCUGGGUCAUUUACAAGCCACGGACCGAGAGGAACUCCAAGAGGAGAAUCAGAUCGUGCUGGGAAGAUUGGAUGAAACUGUCCCUUUAAGAAGAAACAUCCGGGCCCCAGAAGGCCCUCCGGCUGAUGUAGGGGAAAGAAAAGAUUCUUGCCUCAAAUGUGGGAAAACUUUCUGUCACAAAUCGGCGCUCACCGCUCACCUGAGGAUCCACACUGGAGAAAAGCCAUAUCGCUGCCAAGAGUGUGGGAAAAGCUUUAACCAAAGCUCGGCCCUCACUCAACACCAGAGGAUCCACACUGGAGAGAAGCCCUACGCCUGCGUCAGUUGCGGCAAAAGAUUCAGCCAGAGCUCUGCUCUGACCCAACACCAGAGGAUCCACACCGGGGAGAGGGCGUACACCUGCCUCGACUGCGGGAAGAGCUUCAUCUACCAGUCAGCUCUGAUUCGGCAUCGGCGAAUCCACACGGGAGAGAAAUGCUACACGUGUCCUGAUUGUGGAAAAGGUUUCAACCAAAGCUCCAACCUUAUUACGCACCGGAAAAUUCAUAAAGGCGUGGAAGGUAAUGGAACAGCCUAUGGGAAUGGCAAAAAGAGUCCUGAGCUUGAAAAACGUGUGCAGUUAGAACCGCAUAGCAACACUUAUAGGACAUUCCAGCAAGUUUGUCCACAGAGUUCUCCUUUGGAAAAAUGCCUUUUGGACUGGAAAAUUUCCAAGAGAAACCCUUCAGAUCAGGCCGAGGAAACACCUGUGUCUAGCACGGGAAGUGUGAUAUCUCAGAAGGACACUGUAAGAAAAGUAGGCAUUCCUAGGGUGAAACGGCCACUUAUCUGUCACGUCUGUGGAAAGAACUUCAGGUACAGCUCCCAUCUGGUCAACCACCAGCGGAUCCAUACAGGAGAGAAGCCUUACCACUGCACAGACUGUGGGAAAAAUUUCAUUCAGAACUCGGCGCUCAAAAGGCACCAAAGGAGUCACCGAGGUGACAGGCCCUAUCGGUGCUCGGACUGCGGGAAAAGCUUUAGUCGGAAUGCCCAUUUGGCGAAACACCAAGGGAUUCACACUGGGUUAAAACCGUACGAGUGCCUGGACUGUGGGAAGAAAUUCAGUGUGAAGAUGAACCUUGUGAUUCACCAGCGGAUUCACACAGGAGAAAAACCGUACAUUUGCUUGGAAUGUGGGAAAAGCUUUAGCCAAAGGGCUCAUUUCAUUAUCCACCGGAGAAUUCACACGGGGGAGAAACCUUAUGAAUGCCCUGACUGUGGGAGAGCCUUCCGUGUGAGCUCACACUUGGUUACACAUCAGAAGAUCCAUAUGGCAAAGACUUCUUUCAUAUGUCCUGACUGUGGGAAAAGUUUUAAUGGGAGCAAACAGUUUGUUCAGCAUAAGAGGUGUCACACCACUGGAGAGAACAGGCCCCUGCCAAAUUCAGGGGUAACUAUUAAGUGUGAACCCUGAAUUUCCUUAUUAGAAAUGAAUUCUGGGUUCAAUCAGCCCUGAAGUUGAAGAGGGCAUUUCUACAUGAGGGAAUCAAAGGAGGCAAAACGUCUCCCAGCCGCCUCUUAUAAUGGCCAAUUAUGAGCCUUUUUCUGUGUGCUUAGAGCUGGAAUCAAGGCAGUUGAUUGAGAGAGGAGAUUUUCUCAACUUUUAAACUGUUGGGCAGAACUGAAAUCCAAAGACAAUACAAUACAAUACUGGCUUGGCUGUGGAAAGACCCCGUUUCAGCCAUAGGAUUUCAUUACACAAACUAAUCUUAUUAAGAAAAUUGAGAAUAGAUGAAAUGGAGAAAAAAAAUAGCUUGGGUUUACUGUCUUUGAAUUCUUUAGACCAAGAACGGAGUGCCACAAAUAAGAUGCUGUAUUAUUUAUUUCUAAAAGAGAACCAUCCAGUGGAAUCACCAGACCUCUCCAUUGCGUCCAUUCUGAACAGCAUCCAGGGUAGCAAGGAAAGGACAGAAGAACCAGGAACAGCUUGGUUUCCUGAGAGGACAGUUCUUAUGAUUGCACUGACUGCCAGCUUUGGAGAAGAGAAGGCACGUCUCAUGGCAUCCACCAAAUCGGCCUUUGCAUUGAAUUGAAGGGUGCAUUUGUGAAAUACCACUAAGGCUGGCCAAGAUAUUUUAUUAUUUGAAGUGAAGAACAAAGUGUCUGGCCCUCAUUCUGUUUAUACCACCUACAUUUUCAUAGCUGGAUUUUAUUUCAACUUUGGCAAUUAGACAUCUUUUUGUGCUAGGCCAGUAGGUGGCAGUCUAGCUUAGGUGGCAGAGGAGAAUCUGGGGAGGAGAGCUCCUUGCUGGCCCAAUCUGUAGAAUCCGUUCACUGAUGAUGUUACCUAGUUGGGUAAUGAAACAUCUGCAAGAAAACAACCAAGCUCAGAGAGCACUCAAGGAUCCAGUCUGUAGAAUGUGUCUCCUGAGAAAAUCUGCCGAGCCUCGACUUUCCAGGUGUACAGACAGAAGCACCAGGGAUGUAUGUGGCUCACCAAAAUCUAGCAUAUGCUUUCCAUUUCCAACAUUUGCCAACAGAUUGCAACUGUUAGCAUAACAGAAAGGGAAAUAAUGAUAUGAAACUAAUUUAAUGUAAUUUUAAUUAUAUAUAAACUGCAUUCAAUCCUAUUGUCCUUGCCUAACUGUUGUCUUUUGGGCGUGGACACUGAACUGUAACCAAGAAGCCAAGCACAAGCAUUGGCCUGAGAAGGGGUGUGUCUCUCUGCACUGUACCUAAUAGUAGUGCAGAUCCUACUUUAAUUUAAUUAUGACAUAAAUUGAAGUUAUUUCUGUCUCAUGAAUUGGAUUCAGAAGUCUGCUCCAGAGGAGGGGAAGGGAAAAAAAGAGCCAAAUUCUGCCUCUUUCAUUUAGCAUGACUUUGUAUUUUGUCUUUACUGUCACCAAGAAAAGAAAAGUAGCUUCUAUACUUGUGAUAAAAUGGAACUAAUUUGGCUAACAUUUAAUCUGAUUGGAAUAUCUAUUCCCAAAUCCAAAAUGUUGUUUUUGAACUAUUACUGUAUUUUAAUGUGUUGUAGGAUUUGUUUGGGUUUUUUUGGCCAUUCAGGAAAUUGUUGAGAGAAUAGAAUUUUGUGAAAAUGAUGCUUUUCAGAUUUCUUUUUCAAUGUUUGCAUAUGUUUCAAAAUGUAUUUGUGAGAACUUCAUGUGGGUCUUGUUGAUAUAUAAAAGGAAUCAGAGUGGACAAAUAACACCAACGUUUGGUGCUUAUUUCAAUGAUUUCAUAGCCAUCUGUCUGCCUGCAAUUUGGCAGUUCGAAUCUCACCAGGCUCAAGGUUGACUUGUCCUUCCAUCCUUCCAAGGUCGGUAAAAUGAGGACCCAGAUUGUUUGGGAGCCAAUAGGUUGACUCUGUAAUCUGCUUAGAGAGGGCUGUAAAAGCACUGUGAAGCGGUUAUUUAAGUCUAAGUGCUGUUGCUAUUGCUAUUGCUAUCUAUCACGCAGUGUACAACUUUGUGCAGCUCAGCCAAUGAAAUUAAAGGGCCAGUGGUGUAAGAACUUAAUUAAACAGUCAGGACUGACACAGGCCAACUCUGCUCUAAAGGAAAUUCUCAAGCUCCUUCUCAUUGUAAAGUUGUCACUUCAAAGAUUCCACAAGUAUUACUAUGACCUACUGAGAGAAGAGAAUAUUUGUAGCUCAGAUUUGAACUGUUUUAAGCUUGUUUUUUUUCUUCCCAAACUAUCAUUACCAAAUUUGGUGACAUCAUCCGUGCACUGAUAAUAUUACCUAAUAUGGCAAUGAAAAUAACCAAGCUCAGAGAGCACCAAGGACCCCACAUCCCAUGCCUUGUUAAAAAGAAAGCACGAGACUUCUGUUGAUGGCUAUCAGUCUGAAAACUUUUAUAAAAUUAUUUCCAAAGCCUUAGCCCUUCACAAAUCCACAAUCAAAGCUGAAAAAAUGGCUGAGACAAUAGUCACUCUUAUCAGGAAUGGCUGUCCUGCCAACACAUAGUCCUCAACUUAAUAACUACAAUUGGGAUGGAAUUUUGUUGCUAAAUAAUUUGUUGUUGAUUUUACAACCUGUUUUCUGUCAUUAAGCAAAUCUGGCAUCCUCCAUUGACAUAAAUUGUUGGAAACCAGCUGGGAAGGUAGCAAAUAGUAAUCAUGUGAUUCCAGGGUGCUGCAAAUUAUAUGUUGGUUACCAAGUGUCUGAGUUUUGGUAGUGUGAUCGCAGGGACACUGCAUUGGUCAUAAGUGUGAGGACUUUUUUUUUUGGAUACCUUUAUAAUUCUGGACACUAAAACGAAUGUUGUAAGUCAAGGAUUAUCUGUAUAGAAUGGCAUAGCAGUUUUGUGAAUGUUUAAGAUAACACAGUUUAGAUGAAAAUAUUAAUCAUUGAUUCAAGAUCAUAUUUUUAAAGCUAGAAUACUUGAUUUAUAAUAACCAUCAAAAGGAGUGGGGAAGUGAA